Molecule: messenger RNA, 1046 nt
Organism: Aspergillus fijiensis CBS 313.89
Lineage: Eukaryota; Fungi; Ascomycota; Eurotiomycetes; Eurotiales; Aspergillaceae
Exons: 2
Coding region: 119-814 (231 amino acids)
Source: RefSeq, a predicted model, not a curated record
CUAUCCCCCUCCCCCCACCCCACACUUCACCACCUCUUUUCCUUCUCCCCCAAACCACAAACCAAGACACUACAAAACACACCUCUCCCCAAGGAGAACUCAUUCCUUUUUCAUCAAAAUGGCCUCCGAAAUCUCCUUCGCCAAAGCCUUCCUCUCCGCUCUGGACAGCCGACCCAUCAAGCUCCGAGCCGACUAUGUCCACGACGACCCCAACGCCCGCAUACCACACCUCCUCCCCCGCCUCCAACCCCCGCGCCCGACAACAAUGCCCAAGAAGAAAACCCCCGCCGCGGCCGCCCCGGGCUCCUCGAAAUCCAUCACCGUGGUCCUGAAAUCCGCCCGCAACCCGGCGCUGGAACUCCGCCUGCCCAACGUGCCCCUCGCCACGACGACCGCCACCGACCUGAAGGACGCGGUGCGGGCGCGGAUCGUCGACACUGCGAACGCGAAGCCCGCGCUCGAGAAGAUCAAGAUCCUCUACCGCAAGAAGCCCGUUACGGGGAACAAGACGCUGGCGGAGAUGUUGAGCGAGGAGCCGGCGUUGUUGGUCGGCGGGAAGGAGGUGGAGGUUGCGGUUAUGGUGCUCGGGGGUGGGAGGGUUGUUGCUGAGGGUGAAGGACAAGAAGAACACGAGGGUAAUACGGCAGCGGAGCCGGUUAGCAAGCCGGCGGUUGGGCCGAGUGGGGAGGAGGUGGUCAAGACGGAGGCGUUUUGGGAGGAUUUGCAGGGGUUCUUGGAGCAGAGGGUGAAGGAUGCGGAGGAGGCGAGAAGGUUGAGGGGGCUGUUUCGCGAGGCGUGGGAGGGGAGCAAGUGAUGUUCUUUGCCCUUUGUCCUUGGUCCUUUGUUCGGGUUGAUGGCUUGGUGGGUGGGGUACGAUACCUAAAGGGUAAAUGACACCCUUGUUUAUAUCUAAUGUUGGGGAUGUGAAUAUCAAAUCUUCUUUCUUGUGUACGAUGUGCCUCAAUUGGUGCUCCAGCUAGUGCAGCGGGUGGUGUACGUCUACUACUCAAGUAUUAUGUCCAGCCAUGUAGGGGCAGAAAAUGUAC